This is a messenger RNA of Dichomitus squalens LYAD-421 SS1, 675 nucleotides long. RefSeq names its product 4-carboxymuconolactone decarboxylase. The record is from RefSeq and is a predicted model, not a curated record. The coding region runs from base 1 to 675 and encodes 224 amino acids. The transcript is spliced from 5 exons. NCBI's taxonomy places the organism in Eukaryota, Fungi, Basidiomycota, Agaricomycetes, Polyporales, Polyporaceae.
AUGCUCUCGACUAGGCUCGCAUUCUUGUUCUUCGUUUUCACCGCGCUUGCGAACGUGGUCAUCGCCACGGAGCGCAUCGCUGUGAAGCGGGAUGACAACUUGCCAGCCCGUGUCCCGUACGUCUUCCCUCCUCCCGGGACGGAUGCGGUCGCAGAUGCUAUCCGCCAGAGGCGCGUCAAUGGAACGCUGUUGGAUCUAGACGGAGUCUUACUCCAAGAUGAGGGCGUCGCAUCCAGCUGGAAUGACUUCUUCGGUGUCAUCCGCGACAACAAUUCCCUUCCGGCAACAAUGCGGGAGCUUUUCAUCCUGCGCACAGGAGUCCUGAACAAUGCAGCUUACGUUUGGCUUCAACACGAACCGGUCGGCGCGAGCGUCGGCCUGACCCUCAUCCAGCUGCGCGAGAUCCGGCUCACGCCCGCCUUUGCCUCGGCGCACACUCCGAAUACCUCACUCACACCUGAGCUGAACGCAGCGAUGGUCUUCGCCGACUUCAUGACAAAGUCGGUGCAAGUGCCCCAGACGGUAUUCAACAGCCUGCACAAGUUCCUGAACGAUAAGCAGAUGGUUGACGCCGUCGCGACGGUGGGUGGGUACAACUUUGUCAGUCGGUUUGUCGUGGCACUCGAUGUGGACAGCAAGGUGGGCGUGCCGGUGCCAAUUCCGACGUCGCUGUGA